AUUAGAAGCCAAGCAUAGCGGAGUGACUACUCGUCAGGCGCGCAGCAGUCCUGCUCCUACCCAGUUCCUGUUUCCGCCUUCUGUCUUCAGACAGUUUACAACUCAAAGCAUCAUGUUCAGGCAGAAUAUAGACCUUGAAGAAAUGCAAGCUCAAUGAGAUAAAGCCAGGAAGAAGUUGUUCUCUGGAUUCCCAAGUGAGGAUUCUGUGAGGCUUCUAAAAAAGAGCAGAAGACCACUGAGAGCCAGAGAGACUGAGCCGUCUGCCAGUCAGUCAGAGGACUGCAGAGACACAGAGGGUGACACCAGUGAGCUGGCCAGACUACCAGAGCCCGGCUCAGCACAAGCCCAAACCAGCCUAGCCCAGAGAGGGCCCACCCAGGAAGGCAGGCCACAACAAUGGACCUCAACCCAUCCUAACCCCCUGCAGGAACCAUAGCCAUGCAUUAACUAACCCCACCAACCAAACCCCAACUGGACCACGCUCACCUCCUCCGUUCUCCCUCCACCCUACGCCCUCCAUCGCCGUUCUCACCAUGCUUCAGAGCCUAUUGUGACGGGAGUGCUGCUCACCCCCCCAUCCCUCACCCCUCCGCCACAGAGACCCCAGAGGGGUGAAAGAUGCGGCCAUGGGCAGGUUCGUGGCGCUGGAUUAUGCUGGUGCUCCUUGCGUGGGGUACACUGCUGUUCUACAUCGGAGGACACCUGGUUAGGGACAGCGAGCAUCCGGAGAGAUCCAGCAGAGACCUUUCCAAGAUCCUGGCCAAGCUGGAGAGACUGAAACAGCAGAAUGAGGACCUGAGACGCAUGGCUGAGACACUCAGGUUACCAGAGGGUCAGUCUGACGGGGGCCAGGUGGUGAGCGCUGGGAGACUGCGGAUCCUGGAGGAACAGCUGAUCAGAGCUAAAGAACAGAUAAACUCCUAUCGUAGCCUGCCUGGAGACGGGCCAGGUAGGAACCAGGAGGAGCUGCGGAGGAAGAUAGAGAACGGGGUGAAGGAGAUCUGGUACUUUGUCCGCAGUGAGGUCAAGAAGCUGGGUCACAUGGAGCAGGGGGACCUGCAGAAACACAGCGACACACUGCUGCAGGAGCUGGGACACCAGCAGAGGUCGAUCAUGACUGACCUGCACUACCUGAGCCAAGCUGAUGGAGCAGGAGACUGGAGAGAGAAGGAGGCCAAGGACCUGUCUGACAUGGUACAGAAUAGAAUCACAUACCUCCAGAACCCCCAGGACUGCUCCAAGGCUAGGAAGCUGGUGUGUAACAUCAACAAGGGCUGUGGCUACGGCUGCCAGCUGCACCACGUGGUCUACUGCUUCAUGAUCGCGUACGGCACCCAGCGUACCCUCAUCCUGGAGUCCCAGAACUGGCGCUACGCCACAGGCGGCUGGGAGACCGUCUUCCUCCCAGUCAGUCAGACAUGCACCGACCGCACCGGAGUCACCACCGGACACUGGUCAGGUGAGGCUAACGACAGAGACAUCCAGGUGGUAGAGUUACCCAUCGUUGACAGUCUCCACCCCCGCCCCCCCUACCUGCCCCUGGCUAUCCCAGAGGACCUGGCCCAGCGCCUCCACCGGCUCCAUGGAGACCCGUCCGUGUGGUGGGUGUCUCAGUUGGUCAAGUACCUGAUCCGGCCCCAGGCCUGGCUGGAGAAAGAGAUCCAGGAUACCACCGCCAAACUGGGCUUCAGCCACCCCAUCAUAGGGGUCCAUGUGCGACGGACAGAUAAAGUGGGGACAGAGGCAGCCUUCCACCCUAUAGAGGAGUACAUGGUUCAUGUAGAAGACCACUUCCAACAUCUGGCUAGACGCAUGCUGGUGAACAAGAAGAGAGUCUACCUGGCCACCGACGACCCCGCACUACUAAAGGAGGCCAAGGCUAAGUACCCAGACUAUGAGUUCAUCAGUGAUAACUCCAUCUCGUGGUCUGCGGGGCUACAUAACCGCUACACGGAGAAUUCACUGAGAGGAGUCAUCCUGGACAUUCACUUCCUGUCACAGACCAACUUCCUGGUCUGCACCUUCUCCUCACAGGUGUGUCGUGUGGCAUAUGAGAUCAUGCAGACCCUCCAUCCGGACGCCUCGUCUCACUUCCACUCCCUGGAUGACAUCUACUACUUUGGUGGCCAGAACGCCCACAACCAGCUAGCCGUGUAUGCCCACCAGCCCCGCAGCCCCGACGACAUCCCCCUGGAGCCCGGCGACCUGAUCGGGGUGGCGGGGAACCACUGGGACGGAAACUCCAAAGGCAUCAACCGCAAGACGGGCCGUACCGGCCUCUACCCGUCCUACAAGGUGAAGGAGAAGAUCGAGACCAUCAAGUAUCCUACGUACCCCGAGGCAGACAAGAUGCUGAAUCAGUAGAGAGAGACUGAGAUGCAGACUGAGAUGCAGACUGAGAUACAGACUGAGAUGCAGACUGAGGUACAGACUGAAAUGCAGACUGAGUUGCAGACUGAGAUACAGACUGAGAUGCAGACUGAGAUGCAGACUGAGAUGCAGACUGAGAUGCAGACUGAGAUUCAGACUUGGGUGCAGACUGGGGUGCAGACUGAGAUGCAGACUGAGAUGCAGACUGAGUUGCAGACUGAUAUACAGACUGAGAUACAGACCGAUAUGCCGACUGAUGGGCCGACUGAGAUGCCGACAGAUGCAGACUGCAAUGCAGACUGAGAUGCAGACUGAGAUGCAGACUGAGAGACAGACUGAGAUGCAGACUGAGACGCAGACUGAGAUACAGACCCGAGAUACAGACCUGAGAUACAGACUGAGAUACAGACUGAGAGACAGACUGAGAUGCAGACUGAUAUGCAGACUGAGAUGCAGACUGAGACGCAGACUGAGAUACAGACCCGAGAUACAGACCUGAGAUGCAGACUGAGGUACAGACUGAGAUGCAGACUGAGCGACAGACUGAGAUGCAGACUGAGAUACAGACCUGAGAUGCAGACUGAGAGACAGACUGAGAUACAGACGCACACUGCUCACUUAUGAGAGGAGAGAGACCCUCAGCCCGGUAGAGGGGACGAGGAGGAAAGCACUUUGAACGAGUGGUGGUGUUUGUCGGUGGAAGGGUUUGCGUGUGUGAGUGUGUUCAUGCUUGCUUGCAUGUGUGUGCGUGCGUGAGUGACAGAGGAGUAUCUACAGAGUAUCUACAGGGUAUCUGACGUACUCCUGACCCUCGGGGACUAGGACCCUCCAGUGGAUCCCUCCAUCAGGAUGGUUAAUAAGACAACAAUGAACGAAUGAAUGAACGACAAGAAGAAA
Messenger RNA from Oncorhynchus mykiss (rainbow trout), 3267 nucleotides. Its product is annotated as alpha-(1,6)-fucosyltransferase. Lineage: Eukaryota; Metazoa; Chordata; Actinopteri; Salmoniformes; Salmonidae. The record is from RefSeq and is a predicted model, not a curated record. Gene Ontology annotation, cellular component: Golgi cisterna membrane. Gene Ontology annotation, molecular function: protein binding; glycoprotein 6-alpha-L-fucosyltransferase activity. Gene Ontology annotation, biological process: protein N-linked glycosylation.